This is a messenger RNA of Bipolaris oryzae ATCC 44560, 492 nucleotides long. RefSeq lists its product as uncharacterized. NCBI's taxonomy places the organism in Eukaryota, Fungi, Ascomycota, Dothideomycetes, Pleosporales, Pleosporaceae. The annotation marks the transcript as partial. The record is from RefSeq and is a predicted model, not a curated record. The transcript has a single exon.
UCAUUUCCUGUAAUACGCAUAGUGAGUAAGUCCUUACUUACUUACAUACAUACAUAUGUACGCACAUACGUAUACCUCUUUCCAGUCGUGUUCGAGACUGCCCGUGGAGCACUUCAGUCUACUUACUUGUACCACUACUGCUACAACGUAGUAAGGGAGGGGGCUGUCAGCCAGCCAGCCAGCCAGCCAGCCAGCCAGCCCGAGGUUCUAGUUCUAGUCCGGCCAAUUCACGUGACGCUCCUCUCGUCCUCCUCUGUCUGUACCCAGCCAAGGCACGCAGUCGAUGACGGCCUGCAACCCGAGCAGGAUGCCUCUCACGUGCACUUCAACGCCGCGGUGCCGGCCCUUGUCCUCUCGAGGCCGCGUCCCAAGCUUGUGCUUGCAUGGCCAAAUUGGUCCUCCACGUGGGAUUGCACAUUAAAUCCGGAUGGAUCUCCAGAGCCGCGACGCUGCCGGAGCGCCAUUGAUGAUCGUUGCCGCCAAAUGGGCUAG